Mytilus californianus (California mussel) is the source of this 1903-nucleotide messenger RNA. Its product is annotated as tripartite motif-containing protein 75-like. The coding region runs from base 114 to 1835 and encodes 573 amino acids. The record is from RefSeq and is a predicted model, not a curated record. The transcript has a single exon. Gene Ontology annotation, molecular function: zinc ion binding. NCBI's taxonomy places the organism in Eukaryota, Metazoa, Mollusca, Bivalvia, Mytilida, Mytilidae.
GUCAAAAACUGAAAUUGUCCUCAAUGUGGAUGUAAUAUUUGCUAUUGGAAAUAAAGAAAUAAUCAAUAAAUCAAUCGAAGACUGUCAAAUCUGUCAUUGACUCCUUUUACAUCAUGGCAUUGAAACAAUCUCCAUUGAAUAAGGAGGUAAAAAUCCCUUCUCUGUGUCAAAUGUGCGAUGAAUCUUCAAACAUAAAAUGGAUGUGUAUCGAAUGUGAUUUAUCUUUUUGUGCAGAAUGUGAAUUGAAAUUUCAUAAAAAGAGCAAGACCUUAGCAGGACAUAACAAAAUUGAUAUUGAACAAUGUGGGAAGGAGAACAUUGCUAAAGCGAUUCAUAAAGCAGGACUUAAGAAUAUGAACUGUAAAUUACAUUCCGAUCUCAUUUGUGUUCUGUUUUGUCAAAAUUGUCAGCAACCAGUAUGCACAAACUGUGUAUUAACAAAUUCACAUGAAGAACAUAAGCUUUUUUCAAUUAGUGAUGUUUAUGAUGAAAAACUAUAUGAAAUGGAAGAUUUUCAUAAAAGGGUCCAAAAAGAUAUUCUUUUUUGUUCACAGGUCCAAAGUGAACUAAAACAGAUUCUUGACGGUGGAAUGAAACGAUACAGUGAACAAAAGGACAUAUUGUUAUCAAAAGAAACGGAUUUAAUUACAGAAUCUCAAAAAAAUACAAAAGCUCUUUUAGAUGAAGUUGAUUCUGAAUGGAAGACCUUAGAAGGAUCAUUAACACAAGAGAUAAAUGUAAUGAAAACCAUAAAGGAUCAAAUUGAAAAAGAAAGAGAAACUUUCAGCAAUGUUUCAUCUCCUACUGAAAUGUUAACCAGACUUUAUCCUUCCUCUGAAAAUAAGCAUUCACCAAAGAAAUCAAUUCACCAAAUGAUUCUAAAACAAAUUUCUUAUAAUCCAAAAUAUGAAAUAACACAAAAUGACAUCCAACAGAUAUUAAAACAUUUCCUUCAGAAAGAAAAAGGUCUAGCAUUUCAAAUGAAAAAAUCUUAUCCAACAAAACUAAAAGAUGUAUCCAAAGUUUUGUUACUGGACAAUAAUCAGGCUUUAAUUGCGAGUGAAAAAGAUAAAAUUGUUCAGAAAAUUAAUUUUGACAAUAAGGAUAUAAAAGUUUUGAAAACAUUAUCUGAAACAAGAGCAUAUGACAUGGCCAAGGUGCAAAAUGGUGAUAUUAUCAUCUCUGUCCAAGAAAGCCAAUUAAAAUUGUUUAGCGAAAAGGACACCAUAGAACCAUUUCAUUCAUUUUCCCCACUGAAAACAUUUGGUAUCCAUGUAAACAAAGAUAAUGAAAUUCUUGUUGGGAUAAGUACUGGAUUGCCAGACAGAGAAGAGGAAAUCUCAAAACCAGGAAAAAUUGUGGUUCUGAAUUCUGAAGGAAGUGUUAAAAGGACAUAUGAAUAUGACAAGAAAUCCCAUUCAAAAGAAUUCUGUUUAUGCACAUGUCCUACAAGAAUAGUAACAAAUCCAGACAAGUCAAUCAGUUUUAUUGACAUACUUACAAAAAAUAAACAUGGAACAUAUGAUGGCAGAAUUGUGAAUAUAGAUCAAGAAGGGAAACUUAUGUGGACAUAUGAAGAGAAAUAUGGUUUUCGUCCUACAGAAAUAGCAAUGAUGAAUACUGCAGGUUGUCUUUUAGUUGUGUCAGCUGGACGUGCUUUCCAUAUUCUAUCCCAAAAUGGUAGUGUUAUUACAAAGUCAAAUAAUUUUAACAUUAAAGACAUUACAGAAAUAAGCUUAGCUGUUGACAAAGAAAUGAAGUUAUAUGUAGGAGAAAAGAACCAUCGUAACACAUAUCGGCCAUAUGUUAAAAUUCACAUUCUUGAGUUCACAUAAUGCAUAUGAUUUUGAAAUUUAAAAAAAUGGGCAGUUUUCUUUUCUUUUCUUAAUUUUUCAAUGUUUUC